AUGUCCUCGUGGUGCCGCAUUCUCACUGUUGUCGCGACCGUCCUCCACCUCCAAGAGCCUGCGUGCGGCGCACCAGGCGCAAGUCCAGCUUGCGUGCUCACAUGGAGCGGGCAGAUCAUCGCGGGAAAGCUCGAGGACGGCGUGUGCAAAACGACUGUCCGCUACGGGAGCGCCAAGCGGUGGGAGGACUCGGUCGCCGUCACGAGCCAGAGCGGUAUCCAUGCCACCGAGCUCCCUCCUUCUUGUCCACAGAUCACGGCGAAUCCAACACAGGGGCAAAGCAGUUCAGAAGAUUGCCUCAUGGCCACGAUCUACGCUCCAGUGGGAGCGCGCCAACUCCCCGCUCUCAUAUGGCUCCAUGGUGGCUCGUACUCGAUCGGCUCAGCUUCGGCGCCAGGUCUUGACGGGUCUGAGCUCGCGAAGAAGGGCAAAAUUGUCGUCAUCUUCCUCCAAUACCGCCUCAACGUCCUCGGCCUGAUUCCACCUCAGUCUGCGCCGUCGGCUUCCGAUCCAAACCUUCAGGUCCGCGAUGUGAUCCUCGGCUUGAAAGAGAUCAGGAAGAACCUUGGGUGGCAGGUCGACACAAGCAAGGUCACUUUGGGUGGGCAAAGCACCGGAGCCAGCCUGAUCCGCGGAUUGUUGGUUGCACCCGGUACACAAGGCCUGUUCCAGCGCAUGAUCCUGCAGUCUGAUCCUUUCGCCUACGGCAUGGCACCAAUGGCCGAGACCAACAAUUUCCGCGGCCGCAUCUUUUCCCAUCCCGCUCUAGGAGGCGUAACAGGUUUCGCGGACCUGCAGGCAGCAUCACUUGAAAACGUGAUGAGUGCCGCACGAGCAGUCUUUUCAGAAGCCCGGGUCCAGGUUCCGGAUGCUCCUAUAGGCCAGCCCUUCCGCCCGACCUACGAUACACCCACCAUUCCGAAGGAGCCUACGGCCGAGAUCUUCAACAAUGCUGGCGGGUUAUCCGUCUCGCCAGCAAACGUGCCCCUCCUCAUAACCUCAACGGCAGACGACGGUGCGGCCUCAGUUCCGCCUAACCUACUUUCCUACUUGUUCCUCGAGCCACUGUUAAAGCGCCUGCUGGGCGACUCUGGCACGCAGGUCGUACUCACCUGGUCGGCAUACAAUAUUACCAACGAUUCAGCCGACAAGCGACCCGACGUUGCCAAGAUCAUCACCGAUGCCGCGUUCCGCUGUUCCGCCCGCGAAGCUGCACGCAAGUGGGCCGCCGCUGGGGGACGGGUGUACGUCGGCGAGUUCCGCGAGGGCGUACAUUACCCUUUCAACGACCAGUGUUCCUUCUGCACAGGCAAGGUGUGCCACAUGGACGACAUUCUCCCUACUUUUGGACAGGGCGGAGCCUUCGCCACCAUGAUCACCGACACCUGGCUGACGUUCAUCAAGAACGGCGAGCCAGAUGGAUGGGCACCCUUCGCUUCCAGUAACGGGGUUGAUGGCGCUGGCGUCAAGGCUCUUGGAGGUGACGGGGUGGUGCCAGCUUGCCAGGCCGACUUCUGGGGUAACGCUGUCAAGUGGCAUUGGCAGCUCACUGCGUGA
Messenger RNA from Cutaneotrichosporon cavernicola, 1557 nucleotides. RefSeq lists its product as uncharacterized. The record is from RefSeq and is a predicted model, not a curated record. The transcript is spliced from 5 exons. Bases 1 to 1557 code for a protein of 518 amino acids. NCBI's taxonomy places the organism in Eukaryota, Fungi, Basidiomycota, Tremellomycetes, Trichosporonales, Trichosporonaceae. Gene Ontology annotation, molecular function: hydrolase activity.